AUGAAAAGACCAUUGCCGACGGAGUGGCACUCCACUGGUGUGAACGUAUUUUAUGUCGGCGUCGGAGAACCUGCCAAUAAAACGAAUAUGGACAACAUAGCAACAGAUCCGGAUCAUGAAAAGAUCAUACCAGAUUUGAAGAAGGAGGAGCCGGACCAGCUUCAAAAUAUAGUGAAAUGGAUGCUCGACCUAGUCAAUAAAGAUGCAGAGGACCAGUUGACAACGACUGAGAGCACCGGCACUGAAGGAGGAUCUACCAAGACGACAACAACAGCAUCAACAAAGAAAGAGGCCGGUCCGCUGACCCGUACCUCUCCAGAUAGUAGCGGCAAUUUUGAAACGACCUUUAAAGGACUUGAAGGUACCACAACAUCAGUUCCGCUGGGACCAAGCCCAGAAUCUAGCACACAAGGUACAUCCGAAUCCAUGAAGUCAGUCGUCUUUAUAGUGGAUGCCUCAUCUCCUGCUCUGAGAAGUGCAUGGAAAAAAGUACGUCAUUCUGAGAGAAUUUACAAUCAAUUAGCUCUGCAUAAAUUGGCUAGCUGA
This is a messenger RNA of Cooperia oncophora, 546 nucleotides long. The record is from the annotation of a GenBank genome assembly. Lineage: Eukaryota; Metazoa; Nematoda; Chromadorea; Rhabditida; Trichostrongylidae.